Messenger RNA from Meleagris gallopavo (turkey), 3544 nucleotides. Lineage: Eukaryota; Metazoa; Chordata; Aves; Galliformes; Phasianidae. The record is from RefSeq and is a predicted model, not a curated record.
AUGUGGAGAUGCAGCACUGAGCGAUGUGGUCGGUGGGUUGGGGUUGCAUUCAGUGAUCUUAGUGGUCUUUUCCAAACCUUAAUGAUUCUGUGAUUCUAUGCAGUGUUCCAUGGCAGAGAGUAGACCUGAAUGAGUUUUAAGGCCCCUUCCAACUCAAACCAUUCCAUGGUUCCUUGAUUCUAUGAAAAACCAGUUGGCUACUGCAUCCACAUGCCCCGGCCAUCCCGAGGAGGUGCCAUGGGGAUGAAAGGGCAUCCACAGAGCAUCUGCAGAGCCUCCAAUUCCACGUACAGCAUCAAGGAAUCAUACAAGAACCAGACUGAAAAAACCGUGAAGGGUCAGCAAUGCCAAAAGCAAGAAGCAGAGUGUCUGCCUGUCCCCACCUUCCCCCUACCUCCUGUGGGACUAUAUUUCUGCUGCUGGGGACUUUGACAUGGACUACAGUGACCCUAUGGGUUUCCAGAGGAUGGACCAUGGGCACCAGGGACUCCACCUCCCAGGUCCAAAGUAGAGACUUUGACCCCAUUGCCCAGCACAGGGUGCGGCUGCAAGCCCUGGACACUCAGACCUUGGACUGUGGGGCUCCAAACAAGCUACGCUGCACCAGGGGCUCUGUUGAAGCCUCCAAAAUCCAUAGAGGCUGCCUGGAGAACUCUGCAGAGCCCAGAGCCAUGCGCAUCGCUGUCAUCGGGGCUGGAGUGAUCGGCCUGUCCACCGCCCUGUGCAUCCAUGACCGCUUCCAUGCACUGGUGCCCCAGCUGCAGCUGGAGGUCUAUGCCGACCGCUUCACGCCGCACACCACCAGCGAUGGGGCUGCAGGCCUGUGGCAGCCCUACCUGAGUGACCACGGCAAUCUGCAGGAGACGCUGUGGAACAAGGAGACCUUUGAGCACCUCCUGGGGUACCUCAACUUGCCAGAAGCGAAGGAAAUGGGACUGUUCCUGAUUUCUGGAUACAACCUGUUUAAGCAGCCUGUACCGGAUCCAUCUUGGAAGAACAUUGUCCUUGGCUUCAGGAACUUGACACCGAAAGAACUUGAACUCUUUCCUGGCUACAGCUAUGGCUGGUUCAACACGGCACUGAUGUUGGAGUGCAGGAGCUAUUUGCCCUGGCUGACCAACAGGCUGGCACAGAGAGGCGUGAAGUUCUUCCACAGGAAGGUCGAGUCCUUCGAGGAGAUGUUUUCCCAGGGAAUUGAUGUUGUCAUAAACUGCACUGGCAUCCGUGCUGGGGAGCUGCAGCCAGACCCAGCUCUGCAGCCUGCCCGUGGGCAAGUCAUCAAGGUCCUGGCCCCAUGGGUGAAGCACUUCAUUAUCACUCAUGACAUGGAGUCAGGGAUCUACAGCUCACCCUACAUCAUACCGGGGAGUGAGCUCACAGUUUUGGGAGGCAUCUACCAGCAAGGCAACUGGAACGAAGAGAACAGUGCUCAGGACCACAAGUCCAUCUGGGAGAGGUGCUGCAGGCUGCUGCCCACGCUGCAGAAAGCAGAGAUUGUGCAGGAGUGGAGUGGCUUGAGACCAGCACGUCCCAGUGUCCGCCUGGAGCGGGAGAGCAUUGGCCAUGGGCGUUUGAGGACAGAGGUCAUACACAACUACGGCCACGGUGGCUUUGGGAUCACCAUCCACUGGGGCUGUGCCAUGGCCACAGCCCGGCUGCUCGGGAACGUCCUGCAAGAGAAGCAGUCCCAGUCCCGCCUUUCUGCUGCUGCCAUUUGCCAGACGGCCGAAUUUCCUCCAUCAUGGCCUCGUGCAACCUACCCAAAGGAAGUGCUUGAAAACAUGGACUAAUUAUCUGUGACAAAGUGCACUUCUGUCUCAGGGAUCAGUCUGCAAAGGGCAGGUGGAGUUCAGCUGAAGCCUUGGCAGUCCUGCAGUUUAUCUGCACACUGGGACAGGAUCUGAAAGCGAGCUGGUGCCACGCGAGGUCUCCACUGGCUGCUCAGACACCCAGCACGUAAUUGGAUUUGCAAGCUGCCCCCAAGAGGCAAAAGCUCCUUAGUAGGAAGAAGCUCCUGGGGAAGUAACAAUGGCCUCACAAGCACGUGCUCCACUUGCAAUUGCUUUUCUUACGCUCAUGCUAGGACAAAGCAUGGGUCUGUGGCACCUGGUUAAUGUAUCUGGCAGCAGACAGCAGUGGUUACCUAAAAUGGCUUUCCAAGUGAUGUUUUUAGUAACAAAAGCAACAUGUUCCAGCCCUGUGUACUUGCCAAUUCCUAUAUAUAGCACAGUGCAUAUGCCAAAUAGCUGUUCUCGUCCCUAAAACUCCCACGGGCACUUUGGUUUCUCAUUUCCCUCAGCUGUGAGAUGUGGCUGGAGGUAGCAUUGGAGCUGUGCUGAUCAGAGGAGACAGGAACAGCUCCCGGGGGGUGACUCUUCUUGGAGAGAGGAGCAGGAGGUGGUCAGUGUCACUUCCAGGGGCCCCAGGCCUGGCUCUAGAGAUGAGCUUUGGCCUCUUGUUCUGUGCCACGUGCCUUUCCUGCUGUAAAGAUUUCACAAACAGAAAGGUGCUGUGAGGUCAGGAAGCAUCAGCCUCAGAUCCAAAGUGCCAUAUUGGUAAAUCAGGUGAGCUGCUGCAGUGCAGCCAGGUUUGUCUCACCUCCUCAGGAGCUGGAUUCAACAAUCCCAUGGCCCCUGCACCCUGCCCAUGGACCUGUCACAAUGCUUCAGGUUACCCAAGAGCGAGUGCUCAGUGCUGCAGGAAACAAUCCACACACACAAGACCUGCUGCCUCCAGGCAUGUAUGAGUCUUGUCUCAGUUUCUGAAGAGCUGUGGAGGUCACUGUGCCAGCACAGCCCCAGGAGACCUCCCCAUGACACGAUUCUCCACUGAACACUGUGAUUGUUCACACUCUGAACUUACCUAGUUUUACACAUUGUGAGCAGUGGGAACAACCUGAGAAGCUUUGCUGAGCACAUGAGCUCAGUGUUUGCCCUUGUACAAAUGCAGCAGUAGUUCUCACCAUAAGGGUUCUCCACCUUUUACAUCCUUGGUGCUUGCCUAUGCUGUGACACCUGCAGCGCCACUGUGGGAAUAAGAGCUCCUCUCAUGUCCAGUUUGUCUGCCAAAGGGUUUCCCACUUCAUCUGGCAGCUCACCUGAUGUACUGCAGUCACAUUCAGAGGAUUGUCAUGCAGAAAAGAACAGUGAAAAGAAAAUACCUAGAGAAAAUUUACCAUUGAUGGAUGCUAAACCUAAUUGUCUGUAAUAUUGCGACAGUAGGAGCUGAUUGGUGAAGUGGCAUCCACUUGAGUUCACUUAUUCCAAAUAUAUGAGGUAUUAAGGACUAUAUUCUCCUCACGUUUGUGCUGCUGUAACUCCAAACAAAGAAGCAAGCUGGCAAAAAGCAGUUGAUUCUUCUGAUCUCAGAGCCUGUAGGAACAGCUGCCCUGCAUCGGUCAGAAUGACAAAUGCAGUUGUAUGUGGCCUCUUAGAAAACAAACAGAAAUGACUGGGGAUGGGGUUUUAUUUGCAGUUUCUGUGUUGCUUAUUUUCUAAAAGGCUACAAUUUAAUGUGUGUGCACAAUAAAGAUCAUAGCCAACUA